AGCAAGUUCACCUGCUACACACGGGCGCCUCCCACACUCUUUGUCACCGGACCGCCCGGUACAGGUAAAACUGUGGUGCUGCUGCUGAUGGCCAUACAGUGGCUGCGGUGUGGUCACCACGUCAACGUUGUCAGUAUUUGUAUAGAGAGUCGUGCAGCGAGCAUCAUGUUGUAUCACCUGUUGCUGCAGACAGUAAACACACAACAGUCAGCAGGUGUAUCACGUGGUCAGCCUCACCUCCUGCUGUAUGAGAUUGAUGGCGUUAAAAGCUUGAAGAAGGCCCUAAGGGACUUGUCACGGGCGGCGAACGGAGGGGCGUUGUACGUCAUCGCUGAUGAAGUAGCAGGUAGUUAUAGGAGCCCCUACUUCCCGCUACUCUGUGACAAGUUGUUGACAUACAUCCCUCGUGUCCAUCUGUGGGCGGCAAGUUGUUUCCAUGAACGCGCACCCGCCGGCUGGCAAGUGGAAUAUUUAACCAGACCCCUCCGCUCUCCUCCGGCCGUCGUCAGGGAAGUCGAGCGGGACGAGAUGAUCACUAGAAGCCGUCUCGCCAAACCGUACAGAGAGCGAGGUGUGCCCGACCACACAGACGGCCCGCCAGUCACACGACUGUAUCACGGAGGUCAGGGUCACUCGGACUGCAGUCCAGUUGACUGUGUGACGUGCGGUCGUAAGGUGGCCAGCUUCCUACACAGUCUCCGUGUUGGUGUUACAGGGAGUUGCACAACAACAUCAAGAACAUUCACCCCCACCAGCGGCGGCACAACAACACCCUGUCUACAGUGGAGAGACGUGCUGGUGUUGAACUGGCAUGACAUUAGUGACGACUCAGGUAUGGUGAAGGGACUGCAAGAAGCGGGUAUCCCAGUGCGGGUGAUGAAGGAUGAUGACAUCGAGGACGUGGCCACGGCCUUCAGUGACGUGGUGUGGGUGGGGAACGGACGAUGUGUUCGUGGUCUGGAGAGAAAAGUCGUCGUGUGUGUGGAGGAUCAUGUGUAUGACUUCAUUACUUCUUCCUUCAAUACACGUACAAAAAUGAAAGACAUGGUGGAACGGUACAUCCACACCUCUUCACGACUUAACCUCAUGUCCCGCUGUACAUCGCAACUUAUGAUUGUCUCCACUGACUUCGAGAUCUCUGAAGAUGACUAAUAUUCACUCACCUGUCACCGUUGUAUUUGUGUAUCUGUCUCUCUUUUGCAUUAACAGUUGUUUGUAGCUUUUCUCCUCUUCUACUGUCAGUUUAUCACGAGAUUACAAAAAGUGUGUGUGUAUUAGUGUCAACUUCAAUAUCACACGGACCUACUUUACGAAACAUCUAUUGCAACCAUCACAGUUAUCAUGGAAAAUAAACUAUUUAGUUCAGAGUAUA
Messenger RNA from Pomacea canaliculata, 1372 nucleotides. RefSeq lists its product as uncharacterized. Lineage: Eukaryota; Metazoa; Mollusca; Gastropoda; Architaenioglossa; Ampullariidae. Bases 88 to 1152 code for a protein of 354 amino acids. The transcript is spliced from 3 exons. The record is from RefSeq and is a predicted model, not a curated record.